AAAUACCCAAACAACACUUCGCUAUUCUCCUCUUAUAUUCCAGAGUCUUUGAUUUUUGUCUUUACUUCACUCUCUUUUCUUGUUCUUGUUCAAAGUUCAAACCGGUUUUAGUUGUAUUAUGUCUUCAAUUCUUUCAUCUUUGUUUCUUCUUCUAAUUUCUGCGUCACGCAUAUGCUCGCUUCGUAAUUUCAAUUUAUAUAAGUAGAGCUAGCGCCGGGCAUCACAGACAAUUGAACAAACGUGGAAGCAGCACAAGAGAAAGAGAGACACGAAUUCCAAAGAAGAAUGGAGGUGACGGAGAACAGUGUUGGAGCCAUAGAUGGACCAACGAAUCCCAUGGUCACUCCUCUGCUCACGGAUCUCUAUCAAUUCACCAUGGCUUACGCUUACUGGAAAGCUGGCAAGCAUCAAGAACGUGCUGUGUUUGAUUUUUUUUUUCGGAAGAAUCCAUUUGGUGGAGAGUAUACUGUCUUUGCUGGUUUGGAGGAAUGCAUCAGGUUCAUUGCUAAUUUCAGACUCACAGAGGAUGAGAUCAAUUUUAUCAGGGAAAGUUUACCUGGUUCGUGUGAGGAUGGAUUCUUUGAUUAUCUCAGAGGAAUUGACUGUUCUGAUGUUGAGUUGUAUGCUAUUCCUGAGGGAUCUGUUGUUUUUCCUAAGAUACCCCUGUUGCGAGUUGAAGGUCCAAUUGCCGUGGUUCAAUUGCUAGAAACACCAUUUGUGAAUCUUAUUAAUUAUGCAUCAUUAGUUUCUACAAAUGCCGCAAGACACCGUAAUGUUGCUGGAAAAUCCAAAACUCUACUUGAAUUUGGACUACGAAGGGCUCAGGGUCCUGAUGGGGGAUUAAGUGCAUCAAAGUACUGCUAUAUCGGUGGAUUUGAUGCAACCAGUGGUCAAGUUCAUUGCAUGGCAUUUUUGGUGAGACCAAUCAAAGCGAGUUGGCAGCAUUCAUAUCAUAUGCACUGGCAUUUCCAGAUAGCUUUCUUGCCCUUGUGGAUACAUACGAUGUCAUGAGAAGUGGAAUCCCUAAUUUUUGUGCAGUAGCGUUAGCUCUCCAGGAUUUAGGAUACAAAGCUGUAGGCAUUAGAUUGGACUCUGGUGACCUUGCAUAUUUGUCUUGUGAGGCAAGGAAGUUCUUUUGCUCCAUUGAGAAGGAAUUUGCAGUGCCUGAAUUUGGGAAGAUGGCUAUCACUGCUAGUAAUGACCUCAAUGAGGAAACUAUAGAUGCUUUAAACAAACAGGGUCAUGAGGUCGAUGCCUUUGGAAUUGGUACAUACCUGGUCACAUGUUAUGCUCAAGCUGCUUUAGGUGUAGUUUUCAAGUUGGUUGACAUAAAUAAUCAGCCUCGUAUCAAACUUUCUGAAGAUGUGUCGAAGGUCUCUAUUCCAUGUAAGAAACGAAGCUAUAGGUUGUAUGGUAAAGAAGGUUAUCCCCUGGUAGACAUCAUGACUGGGGAAAACGAACCAUCUCCUAAGGUGGGAGAAAGGAUCCUGUGCCGUCAUCCCUUCCAAGAAUCCAAGAGAGCAUAUGUGGUGCCACAGCAAGUUGAGGAGCUUCUAAGGUGCUACUGGCCUGGUAAUUCAGAUAAAAGACGGGAAACUUUGCCAACUCUAAGGGACAUUAGGGAGCGAUGCAUCCAGCAACUCGAACAAAUGCGACCUGAUCACAUGAGGAGGCUUAAUCCAACUCCAUACAAGGUUAGUGUAAGUGCAAAGUUAUAUGACUUCAUUCAUUUCUUGUGGCUCAAUGAGGCACCGGUUGGGGAGUUGCAGUAAUAAUAAAGAAAAUAAAGUAGCAUAUUAUGAGAACCUAAUAAUUUGGGCAAAGAGGAUUUCAGUAAAAGAAAUUCCUGUCAUCCAGUAUAGCAUAGAUUCAAUGUGUUUUUACUUUUUAACUGUAUUUUAAAUUGUAAAGGAGUAAUUAUUUUUUUUUCCAGCCCUAAUAAUCUAUCUUUACCUUUGACCGCAAUGUUAAUUCAUGACUUAAAGUUACAUUGUUGGCAUUUUUCUGUUGAAAUAUAAAAAGUACAGUGCGGAGAGCGUGAUAU
Messenger RNA from Arachis ipaensis, 2044 nucleotides. Lineage: Eukaryota; Viridiplantae; Streptophyta; Magnoliopsida; Fabales; Fabaceae. The record is from RefSeq and is a predicted model, not a curated record.